Molecule: messenger RNA, 2993 nt
Organism: Rhea pennata
Lineage: Eukaryota; Metazoa; Chordata; Aves; Rheiformes; Rheidae
Gene: ABAT
Product: 4-aminobutyrate aminotransferase
Exons: 16
Coding region: 139-1641 (500 amino acids)
Biological process (GO): GABA catabolic process
Cellular component (GO): mitochondrion
Molecular function (GO): pyridoxal phosphate binding
Source: RefSeq, a predicted model, not a curated record
GCGGCGCGCAGGCUGUGGCGAGCGAGGCGGCGAGCGGCCCCGGGCCCUGCGGCGCCGCUGCGCGCCCCGGCGCCUCCCGAACAUCAGCUGGAAAUAAAGCUCUGAAGAUUCAAUAUUUUUGAGUAAAGAAAAGAGAAAAUGGCAUCAAUGUUGCUUAGUCGGCAGCUGACCUGUUGUCUACAGCAAAACUCCAGACUGUUUGCAGUUGGACACAGAUGUAUCAGUCAAGCUGCAGCUAAAAUUGAUGUGGACUUUGAUUAUGAUGGACCUCUAAUGAAGACAGAAGUUCCUGGGCCACGAUCUAGGGAAUUAAUGAAACAACUGAAUGGAAUUCAGAAUGCAGAAGCUGUACACUUUUUUUGCAAUUAUGAAGAGAGCCGAGGGAACUACCUAGUAGAUGUUGAUGGCAAUCGGAUGCUGGAUCUCUACUCUCAGAUUUCAUCCAUCCCAAUAGGUUAUAACCAUCCUUCUCUGCUAAAGCUUCUACAGCAGCCACAGAACUUGAGUACAUUUAUCAACAGACCUGCCCUAGGGAUUUUACCUCCAGAGAACUUUGCAGAAAGACUGAAGGAAUCUUUGUUAUCAGUGGCUCCUAAGGGUCUGUCACAGAUUAUCACCAUGUCCUGUGGAUCCUGCUCUAAUGAAAAUGCCUUUAAAGCAAUAUUUAUCUGGUACAGAAACAAGGAGAGGGGCCAUAAUAACGUCACAAAAGAAGAACUGGAAUCUUGCAUGAUUAACCAGCCCCCCGGCUGCCCCGACUACGCCAUGCUCUCCUUCAUGGGUGGAUUCCACGGAAGAACCAUGGGUUGCUUAGCUACAACUCACUCUAAAGCAAUUCACAAAUUAGACAUCCCAUCGUUGGACUGGCCCAUUGCUCCAUUUCCAAGACUAAAGUAUCCUUUGGAAGACUUUGUGAAAGAGAAUCAACAGGAAGAAGCCCGUUGUUUAGAAGAGGUGGAAGACCUGAUUGUGAAGUACAGGAAAAAGAAGAAGAUAGUGGCUGGAAUCAUUGUAGAACCAAUACAGUCAGAGGGUGGGGACAACCAUGCUUCAGAUGACUUUUUCAGAAAGUUACGAGAUAUUGCCAGAAAGCAUGGCUGUGCAUUCUUAGUGGACGAAGUGCAGACAGGAGGUGGCUGCACAGGAAAAUUCUGGGCACAUGAACACUGGGGCCUGGAUGAUCCAGCAGACGUGGUAACAUUUAGUAAGAAGAUGAUGACGGGAGGUUUCUUCCACAAAGAAGAGUUCAGGCCAAAUGCUCCGUAUCGGAUUUUUAACACCUGGCUUGGAGAGCCAUCCAAGAACCUUAUGCUUGCUGAAGUUAUUAAGGUUAUUAAAAGAGAAGACCUUCUAAACAAUGCAACCCAUGCAGGCAAAGCACUACUGACUGGGCUGCUGGAUUUACAGGCUCGUUACCCCCAUCUAAUCAGCAGAGUGAGAGGAAGAGGAACAUUCUGUUCAUUUGACACUCCAAAUGAUGCAAUUAGAAACAAAUUAAUUACAGUAGCCAGAAACAAAGGUGUUGUGCUGGGAGGCUGUGGUGACAGAUCAAUUCGUUUUCGUCCAACACUGAUCUUCAAGGAUCAUCAUGCACACCUCUUCCUGAACAUUUUCAGUGACAUCUUAGCAAACUUCAAGUAAAAAGCAGCUUCCUUGCUUUGAACAGCUCAGAUAAUGAAAUUAGUUUGCAUUAAUUCAUAUCUCUCCACUUACAAGAUAAGUGUAAAGUCAUAAACUGAAGUUUGUGUUCUCUCUGUAAUCCUGCCCAAGGCAAGCUGCUCCAUGCAAAUUCUGGACACAGGCAGAGCACUGGUACUGGUCACCAGCAGCUCUCCUGCACCCUGCCUUUGUAGAAGCUGUGACCCUCCAUCUUCAGGCUUGGGUCAUGUUAAUUGCAGUCUUCCCUACAUUCCUGCCCCUGACUCUUUGAUAGUCUAAAUAUGACCUAGUACAGUCUGUGUUUUCACAGAUAAUCACAGUAGCUUUACUCAUGUCCAAAAGCAGCAACAAGUCUUCAAGUGUGGCAUAAAAGUUAAGGCCACAUGCCUGCCACACAGAAAGUGCCAUUCUCUAACGGUAGCUGGGAUAAAAUAGGUGUUUCAAGGAAAGCUCUGCUUUCCACCACUGCCAAGUACAGUAUUUUGCAGAAUAAUUGUCAGCUUUAUUUCCCCUGAAUACAGAAGUCUGCCAUACCCAGCUGGAUCAGGAUGCCAUCAACUACUGUACCCAGCCUACACAUAAUGCUUCAGAGUAGGUAGAACUGAAGUAUUUAUACUUCUUUCUUCAUCCUGGAUUUUAAAACUUUUGUCUCUUACAAUCAGACUUGUACAGAGAAAAUUAUAUGCAGAAGUACAUUAUUUAAUAAAACUUACAGUAUCAUGUGAAGCACAUACUUCCAUCUCUAUCAACAAUCUAGAAUGAUCUGGGAUUAUUUUACUUUUUGCCUAUGAUAUACCAUAAUAGCUAUUCAUUUAGAUAUUACAAGUUCUACACGAAUACCUUAGCAUAUUUUGUAAAACUGCAGCAGAACUGAAUUGCUUUAUCUUAGCCAUUACCUGACAUCAGAGCCACUACAUUUGAGGUCUAGUCUUAAAUGCACAUCUCAAAUGCAAAGUAUUUCUGUUGCUUUAAUAGUAUAUUCUACGGCAGGCAUGCUUCAGGGGUUUCCUGAAAAGCCACAGGAUCAAAACAUGUCAACAAUUCAUUAAUCUGUUUAUCUUCAGAUAAUUGUUUUGGACACCUCUUUGAUACCUGCUAUAUGCUUAAGGCUUACUUGAACUGUGUCUGGUGCCUUUUUUUUUCUCUCAGUUAACAAGCAUCUGAAUUUUGAAUACUAAACUUAACGGUUUUGUUAUGCACCAACAAACAGGGACCACAUCUGACUUUACAACUGCCCUAUCAGCAUUAUAAUCACAAUUUUAAAGUAUGUAUGUAAUAAGAUACAAGGCAGUUAAGGGACUUAAAUCUUUAAUAAAGCUACCAAAAUGUGCAAA